This is a messenger RNA of Wallemia ichthyophaga EXF-994, 1104 nucleotides long. RefSeq lists its product as uncharacterized. Gene Ontology annotation, molecular function: pyruvate dehydrogenase (acetyl-transferring) activity. The record is from RefSeq and is a predicted model, not a curated record. Lineage: Eukaryota; Fungi; Basidiomycota; Wallemiomycetes; Wallemiales; Wallemiaceae. Gene Ontology annotation, biological process: pyruvate decarboxylation to acetyl-CoA. The transcript is spliced from 2 exons. Bases 1 to 1104 code for a protein of 367 amino acids.
AUGUCCUUGGGAAUAUUCAGAAGUGCAGUUAGAGGAGCUGGAAGGGUUAAUAAUCUUAGAAGUUCAAUCUCAGUUACGCCACGCAGAUACGCAUCUGAUAAUGGACCUGUUAUGAUGCAAGUCAGAGAAGCCCUUAACGCGGCAAUGGAAGAAGAAAUGCUUAAAGACGAGACCGUCUAUGUUAUGGGCGAGGAAGUGGCUCAGUACAACGGCGCUUACAAAGUCACCAAAGGUCUUCUCGACAAAUUCGGUGAAAAGAGGGUCAUAGACACCCCAAUCACCGAGGCUGGCUUUGCUGGUUUGGCUGUCGGCGCUGGUUUGGCUGGUUUGAGACCUGUUUGCGAGUUCAUGACUUGGAACUUUGCCAUGCAAGCAAUGGACCAAAUCAUAAACAGCGCAGGUAAAACUUACUACAUGAGCGGUGGUAAUGUACCUUGCCCUGUCACUUUCAGAGGUCCAAACGGCGCUGCUUUGGGUGUCGCUGCCCAGCACUCGCAAGACUACGCCGCUUGGUAUGGCUCUGUCCCCGGUCUCAAGGUUCUCUCUCCUUACUCUUCAGAAGACUGUAAAGGUCUUCUCAAGUCGGCUAUUAGAGAUCCUAACCCAAUUUGUUUCCUCGAGAAUGAAGUUCUUUAUGGUCUCAGUUUCCCUAUGUCCGAGGAGGCUAUGAAGGAUGACUUCUACCUCCCAAUCGGCAAGGCAAAGGUUGAAAGAGAAGGCAAGGAUAUUACUUUUGUCGCCCACAGCUUGGGUGUCCACCACGCCCUCGACGCCGCACAAACCCUUAAGGAGCAAGAGGGUGUUGAGGCUGAAGUUGUCAACCUUCGCUCUAUCAGACCUCUCGAUAUCGACACUGUGAUUAGCUCCGUCAAGAAGACUAACAGACUGGUCACCGUCGAGGGUGGUUUCCCAAAGUUCGGUGUCGGUUCUGAAAUCUGCGCUCAAGUUAUGGAAUCUUCCGCAUUCGACUACCUUGACGCUCCACCAAUCAGAGUCACCGGCGCUGAUAUCCCAACUCCUUACGCACAAAACUUGGAAACUCUCGCUUUCCCUAAUGGUGAGGUUGUUCACCGCGUUGCAAAGAGAGUUCUCUACAAGUCGUAA